AAGCUUUUGGGUUCCUGGCCCUGGGAGCUCUAAACAAUUAGUCUGUCUGCCCCCAAGUAGCCUCAACCCACCUGGCUUCUUCCCAGGGCCACUUCCUAUACUCUCGAGCCCUCCUGGUCUUUUAUAAAUCACAAACUCCAAAGGCUAUUUUCCCUGGAGUCCCUCACAGUUGGCUCCCUCUUACAACUGCAGGCUGCUCUUAUUUUCCUAGAAAGACUGCCCUCAGUCACCUGACCAUUUGUCAUGUGACUUCACUCAUCUGACACUAAAUCUGACACCGGUGCAGCUGAUCCCCAACCUUCUUGAAGGGCCAACUGACCCUCUGAAAGAGUGCCUAAAAUAUCUUUAGAUUUUUCAUUGUCAACAUCAGAAGGGAAACAGAAAAGCUGAUCAGUGAACUCCUAUCCAGCACUACAGACACCAAGGUAAUGAUUGACACAGUUGGGAUCAGUUUACUGAAAGGGAUAAGGUGCAGAAUUGCAGAACUGAAGACAAAAUUACACAAGGACUAUUCAACAAAAUUAGAAAAACUGCACCUACUGGAGAGUGAAACUGAAGCCCCCAGGCAGCUUUAUCAGCAAAUGAAAACUCUUUUGGAACAACAUUCAAAUUCAGUACAGUUUCUUCAAGAGGAUAAAAAACUCAGGAGCAAGAUGGAAAAACUUAUCGAAGGAAGGUCAUUGUACCAGGAUCCAUCAAAGUAUAAAAUUUCAGUGAGACGAUAUUUUGAAGAAUUGAUCAGAGGAAUCAACAUCAAGGAGUAUAUCUCGACUACAUCAGAUGAAAUGUUUGCAAGUACUAGUGACCUGUAUGAAGCAUGCAGGCCAGAAUGCCCUGCUUUUGCUUUUUCAGGUGAAAGUCCUGAUCAGUCCUUCUGCAAAAGAGUAUUAGGCUUAUUUGAGAAAUCAGGUAGCAAGGAGCAAGAUCUUUUCACAAAAGCAUCCUGCCCUGACUGUAGCAGUACACCAGGUACUAGCGUUGAUUCUUCACUCUUGAAAGAUGAGUCAAAAAUGUAAAAUAUUAAAAAAAAAAUCUCCUGCAGUUUACUUGUUGGAAUUUGCCAAUCAUAUAUGCUGCCUAUGUUUCCUACAAACCAAAAAAUAAAAUAGUUGUAAAUGUAAACAGGUUGAAUUGACACAUACCCUCUUGUGUGCUUUAUUGCUUCAUUAUUAUUUCACAGAAUAACAUUGUUUGGAAGGCAGUGGUAGGAAAGCAACCUAAAAGAAGGUGGAGUAAGUUACAAGAAGAGUAAUUUAGAAAAAUUAAGCAGAAGAAACAGAUUCUGUGCAGCAAACUGUAGUAUGUAUAACAUUUCUCCCUGUGGCCUCAUUUUUGUAAGUGCUGAGCAACCACAAACAAUGGGAGCUGCAGACAAUGGGAACUGCAGGUGCUCAGCACCUCUGGAAAAAAAUCAGAAGUUUAAUGCUUAUGUUUGAGCCCUAGGAAACUUAUUCUGACUCGCCAUAUUUGGCCAAGCACAAUGAAUUGCUCAUAAAUUUACCUAUUAAUGCAAAUGAAUGUGGUCCAUGAAGGAAGUGUCAACAUUAUUUAAAAUGUAUGUCUCAGGAAAGAAAGAAAGAGACUAGCCUACUGUAUAUAUGGCAGUCCGCAGUGUGUAUUUCUCUCUGAUCGUCCUUUUCCACUGCUGGAGCACA
This is a messenger RNA of Chelonia mydas (Green sea turtle), 1655 nucleotides long. RefSeq lists its product as uncharacterized. NCBI's taxonomy places the organism in Eukaryota, Metazoa, Chordata, Testudines, Cheloniidae. The record is from RefSeq and is a predicted model, not a curated record. Bases 429 to 1016 code for a protein of 195 amino acids. The transcript is spliced from 2 exons.